AUGAAGUGCAAUAUUCUCAUGCAAAGCCUUAGCAAGCUUCAUUCUGCGCCAAGCAUCGCGUCCAGUGCGGAUGUAGCCGACCACCUGGAGUAUGCUCUGGUCGAGAACGCCCCCACUAAACAUAUCGCCCUGAUCGCAGCUCCGAAAUAUGACCUUUACGAAGAAUCGGGGAGCAUUCGUGGAGGAUACGUGUGCAUCUACGAUCGCCGUCGCGAUGCUCUGCUUCUGUUCGAAUUUGAGGGCGCCCGCGUCAUGGUAGACAAAGUGGAAGAUCUGUUCGUGCACGUGAAUCCUAGCAUCGAUGCAGGUCUUUGCGAGAUGCUCGAAUGGCCGAGAGCGCAGCCUGAGGCUGCCGAGUCUUCCAAUUCAGCAAUGGACCACAGCAAUUGGCGGCUGCUAUUAAGGGUUGAUCCAAUAUUCAACCUACAGCUUGAAAAAAAUUACGUGCAACACUACGCAGCUCCAGAAUGA
Sparassis crispa is the source of this 471-nucleotide messenger RNA. RefSeq lists its product as hypothetical. Bases 1 to 471 code for a protein of 156 amino acids. NCBI's taxonomy places the organism in Eukaryota, Fungi, Basidiomycota, Agaricomycetes, Polyporales, Sparassidaceae. The record is from RefSeq and is a predicted model, not a curated record. The transcript has 5 exons.